Lathyrus sativus (Indian pea) is the source of this 726-nucleotide messenger RNA. NCBI's taxonomy places the organism in Eukaryota, Viridiplantae, Streptophyta, Magnoliopsida, Fabales, Fabaceae. The record is from the annotation of a GenBank genome assembly.
AUGGCCAACAAGAGUGAAGUGAAGCUUAUUGGAAAAUGGUCAAGUCCUUAUGUGACAAGGGUGAAGAUUGCCCUUAACAUCAAAUCACUUGAAUAUGAAAACUUUGAAGAGAACGAAACUUUUAACCCCAAAAGUGAUCUUCUUCUUCAAUCCAACCCUGUUUAUGGCAAAGUCCCUGUUCUCAUUCACCAAAACAAACCCAUCUGUGAAUCUCUCAUCAUUGUUGAAUAUAUUGAUGAAACUUGGUUAACUGCUGUUUCUAUUCUCCCCACCGAUGCUUAUGAUAGAGCUCUUGCUCGAUUCUGGGCUGCUUAUAUAGAUCAAAAGUGGUUUCCUUCUAUGCAAAGCAUAAUUACUGUUGAAGGAGAGGAGGAAAGGAAGCCAUAUUUUGAGGUGAUGGAAGAAGUGGUGGAAAGGAUGGAGGAUGCUUUUGAAAAAUGCAGUAAAGGAGAGCCCUUUUAUGGUGGUGACAGGAUUGGAUAUCUUGAUGUUGCAUUUGGGAGCUUUUUGGGAUGGCUAAGUGUGAUAGAGAAUGAGUAUAAUAGGAAAGUGUUGGUUGAAGAAAAGGCUCCUAAUUUGGUGAAAUGGGCUGAGAGAUUUGUUGCCGACCCUGCUGUCGUCGGGCUUAUACCCGAGACUGAGAGACUUGUUAAGCUUUCCAAAGCUCUUCAGAUCAAAUGGAGAGCUGCUCUUGGAGAACAAUGGCUAAAAAUAAAGAUAGAUUGA